AUGAUUGCACUUAGCCUUGUAGCAAUGUGCCUUCAGGGAUGUGAAUCGUUCGAAGCCUUGAGCCCAGCACAUGUGUUUUCAUUCAUCGUGAGCUUCAUGUGCAUCCUAUUUGGAAUAUGGCUAUGUGUGAAUUGCAGAGCUGUGAGUUCCUGGAUGUGCGGACUUUUCUUUGGAGCGAAAGAUGUGAUCACGAAAGAUAACUAUGUGCAGACAGAAGGGGAAUUCUUUUCAGAGCCGGAAUUGACCCGACACGUUGAAUUGGCUUUGCAAAUGCAAGACGCUCUCAGAGGACACAACAGUGAAUCUGAUGAUGGAGUGGGAAGUACUAUCUCACAAUCCGAAGAUCCUGAUCGAUUUGUGCGUGAAAACUAUCCAGCUUUUCCCACUUUGGGUGAUGCUACAGAGAUCAUGCCUGAAGCGCCAGGUGUGAUGUGGGUGACAUUGCAAGGAGCUUUUGAUGGUGGACAUCGAGAUCGCUAUCGAUGCUUCUGCGAAGGGUUUUCUCAUUUGGCUCAAUCCGGUGAGAGCUACUUCGAGCUACGUGGACAAACUUUGCUUUCUUUCACCAAUCCAGUCGUUGGAUCACAAAGAGAGAUUGCAAAUAUUCCUCGAUCCUCAGUACGUGGUGUUGCUGAUGAUACAGAUGCAAUCGAUCCUGUGUCAGAAGCCGAUGAAGAGGAUGCUGAGAAUCAGGCAAGUUUGAGAAGACGCUUUCCUUCAACUUCAGCUGCUGCACCUAGUUCUUCGAAUGGUGUACCAGAUCAUUGGUUGGAGGAACGACUUUUGUUGGCGAGUCGACGAGCUAGAGCCCUUCCAGGAGAUGAGCCAGAUUCAAGUGACGAUGAUGCUUUGAUGUACACGCCGUGA
Messenger RNA from Durusdinium trenchii, 867 nucleotides. NCBI's taxonomy places the organism in Eukaryota, Dinophyceae, Suessiales, Symbiodiniaceae. The record is from the annotation of a GenBank genome assembly.